This is a messenger RNA of Lathyrus oleraceus (garden pea), 378 nucleotides long. RefSeq names its product histone H1. Gene Ontology annotation, molecular function: double-stranded DNA binding; nucleosomal DNA binding. NCBI's taxonomy places the organism in Eukaryota, Viridiplantae, Streptophyta, Magnoliopsida, Fabales, Fabaceae. Gene Ontology annotation, biological process: negative regulation of DNA recombination; nucleosome assembly; chromosome condensation. The coding region runs from base 1 to 378 and encodes 125 amino acids. Gene Ontology annotation, cellular component: nucleus; nucleosome. The record is from RefSeq and is a predicted model, not a curated record. The transcript is spliced from 2 exons.
AUGUCAACCGUCGCUCAAACCAAGCCUAAAAAAAAAACCGCUGCAGCAAAUAAGCCGCUUUCUCAUCCCACUUUCGCUGAGAUGAUAACUGAAGCAAUCGCAAACCUGAAAGAAAGAACCGGUUCAAGCCAAUAUGCUGUAACAAAAUUCAUCGAAGAGAAACACGAGGACUCACCUCCAACUUUCCGUAAGCUUGUCAAGUUUACCUAUCACAGAGUCACAGAAGAAAAAUCGAGAAUUUACCUCACAACAGUAGUGGUGGCUUCUCAAAUCAACAUAUAUCCACAUCACAGAAAUUCACACAGCGCUCAUAUUGUGCAUCAAAUGGCUAAGGAUAUGGGACUUACCUGCCAGAGGAGAAGGCUGUGGUCUGAGUAA